This is a messenger RNA of Eruca vesicaria subsp. sativa (arugula), 2716 nucleotides long. The record is from the annotation of a GenBank genome assembly. Lineage: Eukaryota; Viridiplantae; Streptophyta; Magnoliopsida; Brassicales; Brassicaceae.
GACGGACGCAUCGCACGUGUCAGUAUCCUACAGAAGUGAAGAGCCACUAGCCAAAGAGAGAUGGUUCGGCCAUAUAUCAUUUUCCUCUCUCAAGUCCCUCUAUAUAAAAACCUUUUCAUGGUUUCUCAGAGACAUGCCUAGAAGAAAAACAAAUACACAGAAACAACAGAGAAGAAAGAGUUUGGUUGAUUACAAAAAAAAAGAAACAGCUUUGAAAAAUGGAUAUGCAGUCGCAGAUGACACGUCCUUAUGGUCAUGAUCAAGCAGAGGAUCCAAUCAGAAUUCACCAUCCAGAGGAAGAAGAGCAUCAUGAGAAGGGAGCAACUAAAGUGUUGAAGAAAGUGAAAGAAAAGGCUAAGAAGAUCAAGAACAGUCUUACUAAACAUGGUCAUGAGCACGAUCAUGAUGCGGACGAAGAAGAAUAUGACGAACCAGAUCCAGAAGUGCACGGCGCACCAGUAUAUGAGUCAUUUGCUGUAAGAGGCGGCGUAACAGGUCACCCUGAGUCUCUAACUCAUCCCGGAGAAACUAAUCUUCCGGCACCGGAAGAGAUAAUACCCCCAGGGACAAAGGUUUUUCCUGUCGUCACUACGGAUUACACCAAACCCAUUGAACCUGAGCCAUUACAAGAUAUCUCUUACGGACACGAGGCACAGUUUCAUCCUGUAACGGAUAUGUCCAAGAAGGACGAGAGAAGAGAGGCAGCAUCUCAUUCUCAUCCUCUUGGAGUGUUCAACAUGUCGGAGAGAGAAGAGAGCAGAGAGGAUCAUCAGAUGCCGAUGCACACUCCUGCCUCUCUGCUUUCUUCAACAGAGGAUGUGACAAGGACGUUUGCUCCUGGUGACGAUGAAGAUCAUCUCGGUGGUCAACGGAGAGUCAACAUCGGAAGGCCUAGAGGGUUGGAGGAGGAUCCAGCUGCUCCAGGAGGAGGGUCGAGUUAUCGAAGUGGCGUGUCUAAUUAUCAGACCAAGGUUACUGAUCCAACUCGCCAAGGAGGUGGAGAAGCUGGAGUACCUGGGAUUGUUGAGUCUCUGGGUAAGAUGAAAGUGAGAGAUGAGUCGCCUGUUCAUAAAUCAGGACGAGAUUUUGAAAGAGAGAUUCCGACAAGAAGUCAUGAGUUUGGUCUGAAGAACGAACAUGGAAUCGGAAAAGAUUCUCCGGCUGGAUUUGGAGGGGACUCUGGAGUUGGGAUCGGGAAAGAUUUUCAGACAAGAAGCCAUGAGUUUGAUAUUCCGACAAGAAGUCAUGAGUUUGGUCUGAAGAACGAACACGGAUUUGGAGGGGACUCUGGAGUUGGGAUCGGGAAAGAUUUUCAGACAAGGAGCCAUGAGUUUGAUUUUCCGACAAGAAGCCAUGAGUUUGGUAUGAAGAACGAACAUGGAAUCGGAAAGGAUUCUCCGGCGGGAUUUGGAGAGGAAUCUGGAGUUCAGAUAGGGAAAGAUUUUCAGACAAGAAGCCGUGAGUUUGAUUUUCCGACAAGAAGCCAUGAGUUCGAUUCUGGAACAGACAAGAGUUCGUCGACUGUUUUGACCAGCGGAUCAAUCGCUGGUUUGGGGGAAGAUUUUCCGGCAAGAAGUCAUGAGUUCGGUGGAGUCGGAAGCAAGGACUCACCGACGGUAUUACACGGAGAGUCAAGAGUCGGAGUCGGGGAAGAAUCUCCGACGAGGAGCCAUGAGUUUGGUCUGAAGGACACGGCGAAGGGAAGCCAUGGAUUUAAUGAGGAAACCGGACCUGAACUGGAGAAACGUUUGCCGGCGAUAAGUGAUGAUGUGAAAGUAGAGAAUGUGCUCAGAAGAGACUUACCAACGGGAACUCAUGAUCAGUUCUCACCGGAACUCUCUCCUCCGAUAGAGAAGGAGACGCACGAGUCAAAACCCACUUCCUACACAGAAAAGCUAGGUUCAGCGACGUCGUAUGUAACCGACAAAGCUGUAGCUGCUAAAAACGCUGUCGCUUCGAAGCUUGGGUACUCCGGAGAAAGCGGUGGGCAUGAUGAGACAACUCCAGGAUCUGCCACGGGGUACGGGCAGAAAGUGGCGGGAACUGUUGCGGAGAAGUUGACUCCGGUCUACGAAAAGGUCAAAGAGACAGGAUCCAACGUAAUGACGAAAUUACCCCUUUCGGGAGGUGGAAGUGGAGGGGAGGAUAAGGGACACGUGGAGGAAAAAGGUGUGUCGACUAAAGACUACUUGGCGGAGAAGCUGAGACCUGGAGAAGAAGACAAAGCGUUAUCGGAGGUGAUUGCUGAGAAACUUCAUCUCGGAGGAGGAGAUAAGAAGAGGACAACGGUGAAGGAAAUGGAAGUGACGGUGGAGAAGAUCCCUAUCGACAAGAUAUUAGAGGAGAAAGAACAUGUUGUGUCGGAAGAAGGAAAAGUAGGAGGAGGAGGAAUGGUGGGGAAGGUUAGAGGAGCGGUCACUUCUUGGCUCGGUGGUACAACAGAGGACGUGAAGACGAGAUCUUCAGAUUCUGUUGACGACAAGUCUUCACAGUCUCUUGGCUCCACCGUUGGGACUACGGGGUUUACGGAUUCUGGUGGAGCUUUACCGGGGCAGAGGGGACUUCAAGAUUCUGGAUACUAAAAUGUUUUUGAUGUUUUGCUUUUGAGUGUUUAUGUAUGCUUCUUGUUGUUUGAUGCCUUUUGUCUGUGCCUUUCAUGUAUUUUGGUGUAACACUUUUGUUUGUGUCAAAUAUUAAACUUUCGGUUAAAAAGUUA